This is a messenger RNA of Benincasa hispida (wax gourd), 3897 nucleotides long. RefSeq names its product 5'-3' exoribonuclease 3 (gene XRN3). Gene Ontology annotation, cellular component: nucleus. Gene Ontology annotation, molecular function: 5'-3' RNA exonuclease activity; zinc ion binding; RNA binding. Lineage: Eukaryota; Viridiplantae; Streptophyta; Magnoliopsida; Cucurbitales; Cucurbitaceae. The record is from RefSeq and is a predicted model, not a curated record. Gene Ontology annotation, biological process: nuclear-transcribed mRNA catabolic process.
CUAAACCCUAUCGUCGGUCCCUCGUCUUUUUCCCAUUCCCACUUCUUUCUUCAGAUUUCUUACCGCAGUCUCACGCCAACGCCCCUGACCGGCCCACUAAUUUUCUUUCCGCUCCCCUUCUCCGCCGCUCGCCGGCAACCCCUUCACUACCGCCACCGUCUCUUUUCCUUCUUCUUUCCCUAUCUCUCUCUCUGCUGCAACCCCACGCCGGCGAGCCACCCCGUGUUCUGCCGCAGUCGCACGACUGCCCACUAACUUCUUUUGCAGCUUCCCGUCGCCGUGGUCCGCUCCAAUCUUCCCCUGCUCCCUACAUCUUUCAGUCGCUCGCCGUUCAGGUCUUCUAAAGUUUAACCAGCUCAGGCCAUGGGAGUUCCAGCCUUCUAUAGAUGGUUAGCGGAGAAAUAUCCUUUGGUGGUUGUGGAUGUGAUUGAGGAAGAACCAGUGGUAAUAGAUGGUAUUGCCAUUCCGGUUGAUACAAGCAAACCCAAUCCAAACAACCUUGAAUUCGAUAACCUCUACCUAGACAUGAAUGGCAUUAUUCAUCCUUGCUUCCAUCCUGAAGAUAGGCCUUCUCCAACAACUUUUAGCGAGGUAUUUCAAUGCAUGUUUGAUUAUAUUGAUAGGCUUUUUGUCAUGGUUCGGCCUAGAAAAUUGCUAUACAUGGCUAUAGAUGGUGUUGCCCCUAGGGCAAAAAUGAAUCAACAGCGAUCUCGACGAUUUAGAGCUGCAAAAGAUGCAAUAGAUGCAGCCGCUGAAGAGGCACGAUUGAGAGAAGAGUUUGAGAGGGAGGGGCGGAAGCUUCCUCCAAAGCAGGAGUCACAAGUUUUUGAUUCCAAUGUGAUUACUCCUGGAACUGAUUUUAUGGCAGUUCUGUCCAUUGCGUUGCAGUACUAUGUUCAUCUUAGGCUAAACAAUGACCCUGGUUGGAAAAAUAUCAAGGUUAUUCUCUCUGAUGCCAAUGUUCCUGGUGAAGGGGAACACAAAAUAAUGUCGUAUAUUCGUCUUCAGAGAAAUCUUCCUGGUUUUGAUCCCAAUACUCGUCACUGCCUGUAUGGUUUGGAUGCAGAUUUGAUAAUGUUAGCCUUGGCUACCCAUGAAGUCCAUUUUUCAAUUCUGCGUGAGAUCGUGUUUACUCCUGGACAACAAGAAAAGUGCUUUCUAUGUGGCCAGAUGGGUCAUUUUGCAGCUGACUGUGAGGGUAAAGCCAAGAGAAAGGCUGGAGAGUUUGAUGAGAAAAGUGAAGAAGUUGUAGUUAAGAAACCUUACCAGUUUCUCCAUAUAUGGACACUUAGAGAGUACUUGGAACAUGAGAUGCGUAUUCCUAAUCCUCCCUUUGAAAUCGACAUUGAACGCAUUGUGGAUGAUUUUGUGUUUAUGUGUUUCUUUGUUGGCAAUGACUUUUUACCCCAUAUGCCUACAUUAGAGAUUCGGGAGGGCGCAAUUAACUUGCUAUUAGCUGUGUAUAAGAAGGAAUGUAGGGCACUUGGUGGGUAUUUGACUGAUGGAAGCAAGCCAAAUUUGCAAAGAGUGGAACAUUUUAUUCAAGCUGUUGGCAGUUAUGAGGAUAAAAUAUUCCAGAAAAGAGCAAGACUGCAUCAGAAGCAGGCAGAUAGAAUAAAACGUGAAAAAGGUCAGAUAAGAAGAGGAGAUGAUGCAGAGCCUCAGGUCCUACCAUCCCUAGUUGCAGUUACUCGUUUUCAUGAAUCUCGUCUAGCUUCUGGUCCUUGUCCUUCACCAUAUGAACAAUCAGGAGUGGGAAAAGCCACAUCCAGAUUAUCAGGACUGAACAUUAAGAACAAGCAACUAUUGGAGUCUCAUGGUAGUGGUACCUCUGCUCGGCAUAACAAAGUUGCACGUCUGUCAUCUGGGGCUUCUAUUGGUUCUGCAAUCGUUGAAGCAGAAAACACUUUGGAAAUGGAUAUCCAUGAGAACAAGAAGGAAUUGAAGACCAAGCUCAAGGAGGUACUGCGUGAGAAGUCUGAUGUUUUCAACUCUAAUAAUUCAGAAGAAGACAAGAUUAAAUUAGGCAUACCUGGGUGGAGAGAGAGGUAUUAUAAUGAAAAGUUUUCUGCAAAUACUCCAGAGGAACUUGAUGACAUACGAAAUGAUGUUGUUUUGAGAUACACAGAAGGCCUAUGUUGGGUUAUGCACUAUUAUUAUGAAGGUGUAUGUUCUUGGCAAUGGUUUUAUCCAUAUCACUAUGCACCAUUUGCUUCCGAUCUCAAAGGUCUUGGUGAGCUGAAUAUAUCAUUCAAUUUAGGCACUCCCUUCAAGCCAUUUAAUCAACUACUGGGUGUCUUCCCUGCUGCUAGUGCGCACGCCCUCCCUGAGCAGUAUCGGAAAUUGAUGACCGAUCAGAACUCGCCUAUUAUUGACUUCUAUCCUACAGAUUUUGAAGUGGAUAUGAAUGGUAAACGGUAUUCCUGGCAGGGGAUUGCAAAAUUGCCUUUUAUUGAUGAAACCCGCCUUCUUGCAGAGGUUGAAAAAGUUGAGCAUACGUUGACGGAAGAAGAAGCGCGAAGAAACAGUGUGAUGUUUGACAUGCUUUUUGUUACAUCUUCUCACCCACUCUCUGUUAGUAUAUACUCGCUUGACAACCGCUGUAAGCAGUUGGCAGAAAGAGAUCGUACUGAGGUCAAGGAGAAGAUAAACCCUGAACAUAGGGUUAACUGCAGUGAAGGAAUGAAUGGUUAUCUCUCUCCAUGUUUGGGAGAGCUCUGCCCUCCUAUAUUCAGGUCUCCAGUUGAGGGCUUGGAGGAUAUUAUAGACAACCAAGUCAUAUGUGCUAUAUAUCGACUUCCAGAUGCACACAAGCAUAUCACCCAACCGCCUGCUGGAGUGAACUUUCCUCCUAAGGUUGUGAGCAUGGGUGACCUGAAACCUGAACCCGUUUUAUGGCAUGAAGAUAAUGGGAGGAGGCAUCAUCAUCAAGACAAUGGAAGAUACAAUGAGAAUGGAAGGCCAAAUCCUCCUGGAGCGAUUUCAGGUCGACAACUAGGGGAUGCAGCACAUAGACUUGUUGUUAACAGCUUGCAGGUUAGGGGGGGAGAUCGCACAGGUCAUGGUCAUAACAAUUGGCAGGCACCCCCGCUCCCCCAUACAGCGCAACCCUACAUCCCUGGCCAACCUCCUCCACAUCCACAUAUAGAUUAUAGAUCAGGAGAUCGAGCAGUAGACUAUAGAAUGCCACCAGGUGCCAGACCGAACUACUCCCAAGGUCAUCACAACACAACACGCAGCCACCAAGAUCAAAGGUACCAUCAGCCACUCCCAAGCCACCACCACCGCGACAUGAGACCUCAUUCCCAACACUACAAUAGUAGAGCAGCACACAAUCAAGUGAGUUCCCAACAUUAUAGUGAGAAUCCUGAAGCUUAUUACCCAUCGGCAUCAACAUCGUGGCGAGGCCACAGUGAUGUGCCUCCCUAUCCUCAUAAUAGACCUUCAUCACACCAUCCUCCAACUUAUCAAAGUGGUUACAAUUACAACCAACUGACUGCCGGUCCGGGGAGUAGUCAGCAACAUCACGGUGGUGUGUGGCAGCCUCCACCAGCCAACCAUGGCGCCCUGCAUCACCAAUAUGGAAAUAAGUAUUCAGCGCUUGAUAGAAGAGGAAACGGGAGACCACCUUCUUCAGCACCACAUUCCCAUGGCCGCAGGCAAAAACCAUACUAAGAUCAAAAUUCAUUCUUGUACGUCUAAUCUAUUACUUUUCUUAUUAUUUUAGCCCACCACUCACACAUUCCUUUACCCGCAUAAGGAAAUUGUUGUACAAUAUUAUAAGACCCUUUUUUAUAUUAGUUCAUGUGUCUUGUAAUAAUUAAAAAAAUGUCGUUUUGUAACAUAAAAAUGUGGGAAUUUUUGGGUCUUUUUUUAAUCCUACAAGAAGAUUCAUAA